Mercenaria mercenaria is the source of this 4276-nucleotide messenger RNA. RefSeq lists its product as uncharacterized. Gene Ontology annotation, biological process: positive regulation of DNA-templated transcription. The record is from RefSeq and is a predicted model, not a curated record. The transcript has 2 exons. Gene Ontology annotation, cellular component: nucleoplasm; chromatin. Gene Ontology annotation, molecular function: ubiquitin-protein transferase activity. NCBI's taxonomy places the organism in Eukaryota, Metazoa, Mollusca, Bivalvia, Venerida, Veneridae. Bases 252 to 1964 code for a protein of 570 amino acids.
AAGUGAAAAUAAUUGUAAACAUUUUUAAACUUUGCUAUAACGGCUAUAAUUAGGUGCAAGUUGUGCAAAGUAUAUCAUGUUAUUUAUUUGAUCUACAUUCUAAUCAAUAACCUACUCAAAUUAACCACUUUAUCAGAUAACAGUUUUCUGUCAUCUUUUUGCGCAACUGAUAAAAGGAUUGUAAAAUACUUUCGUUUUGAAGGUAUACUGGAGUUAAACUAAAGAGUUUUGGAUAUUUCAAGGAUUUUGAAAUGGAAGUAUCCGGACGUAAGCUAUCGGAUAUCCAAGAUCGUGAUUCUGGAACAUCAGCAGACGACCACCACUGUGACCCCUGCAUGACAGAAGGUCAAUAUAUAGAUUCGUUCAAAUAUUGUUCGGAAUGUCAGGAAUUUCUUUGCAGAAAUUGUGUGCGAUUCCACCAGAAGACAAAGAUGUUGAAGACCCAUCAGCUUGUAGACAAGGGAGAUGUCAGUUCAAGGCGCUCUUGUCAAACAGCCGAUAUUUGCACAGAAAUUUGUUCCAUUCAUGAAAAUGAAAUAGUCAUGUUCUUCUGUCCAAAACAUGUAGAGCUAGGAUGUCCAGAGUGUGUUAAUUUAGAUCAUGCGAAAUGUAACGUUGUAUAUAUACCUGACAAAUGUGAAGAUAUUACAAAGAGUGAUGAAUAUAGAGAAACCAUAGAGAAACUUGCAGAGAAAAGUAAAGAAAUCGAAGAUGUAACUGAGAAGGCUACGAUUACAGACAACGAGAUAAACACUUCUGACGAAAAAGUAGUUGAAGCGAUAACUAAGUAUCGAGCAGAAAUCAACGAUCGUUUUGAUGCUAUUCAAAAGCAAUCAUUGGCAGAUGCCGACAAAAUGAAAUCAGCAUGUAAACAGAAAGUCAAACAUGUCCUUGACGCGUGUACACGUGCUUCGUCUAUUAUCAAACAACUGCAAUCAAGCUUGGAAAAAAAUGAAGCAGCAAAACAAACAGGACAGCUUUUCAUUGCCCUUAAAGAAGCAAAAUCGAAACUUCAGAUAGAAGAAAUGAAAAAUGCUGAAAAAUCUUUGGAGAAUGUAAAGUCGAACUAUACCUUUGUACGUGACAAAGAUAUUGAAGAUAUUCUAUCCCGUAAGAAAUACUUAGGGAAAUUAUACGAAUCUUCAGAAGGUCAGUCAAGUUCAAGGAGGUCGGUGUCUUUGCGGAGUAGAAGUAUACAAGACAUAAAAAUCAGAACCAAAUCUGAUCGUUUAAAAUGUGACAUUAAAAGCAUUGCCGUCUUGACGGAUGAAAGGGUCGCACUGACUGAUCGUGAAAACUUGAAACUGAAAAUAGUAGACCUUCAAAGAAACACUUUGGCAGAAGAUAAAGAACUUGACUCAUAUCCAUGGGACGUGACCGGCCUUUCCAAUGAUCAAAUUGCAGUUUCUUUGCCAGACAAACAGGAGAUUCUUAUUCUUACGGCAGCCAAACGUCUUACCGUUAGUCACAGGAUUGAAAUUAAAAGACGCUGCUAUGGUAUAACCCACUACAAUGACAGUUUGUAUGUCCUUUGCCGUGAUCCGUACACGAUUGUUGUAUUAGAUAUUCAAGGGAAUGUCAAAAGCACAAUACCACUGACUCAUCGGGAUCUGUUUAAAGAUUCAACGUAUCUAAUUUCUAGCCAGGAUCGGAGACUACUUUAUAUCAGUAACCACGGAAGUGAUUCCGUUGUUGCUAUAACCCUACGAGGGGAAGUGCACGCUGUAUACCAGGACAAGGACUUGCGGGGACCCCUUGGUAUGGUGUUACUGGACGAUGGUUCAUUCUUGGCAUGCUGUGGAAUAAACAGCAGCAUAUACAGUAUUUCAGCAGACUUGAAACGAGGCAAGAAAAUUGAACAUUUUAUAAACAAACCAAAGUCACUGUGUUACAGUCCGGGUAGGAAUGGAAUUUAUGCGUGCAGUUCAAGCUGUGAUCAAAUAAGGUUUUUUAGUUUUCACUGAACUGUAUCAGAAGAGGCGAAUUUAACUUGAAAAAAAAAACAAGUCAGCCCUUGCAGGUGCAGUGAUGCUUAAAUGUACACGACGGUAUUUGCGCUCUUAUUUGAAUUUUGCUUAACAAUGUAUAUAUAUCCAGUUGAUGUCCUAAUUUUGAAAAAGAUGCAUCUAUUGUUAAAUAUCCCGCUUACUUAACAUUCUAGCCUUAAAAAUAUGCGAAACUGUUUAUAAAUGGUGUAAAAGUUAUAAAGUGAUUAAUAAAAGAUCCAGCAAUCUCUAUCCAGCAGCUGUUCGUGAAAUACAGUCCUCUGCCACUGAAAGCGUCACUUACCAUUCUUCUCAGAUGAGUUAAAAUUGUUGAUGUCCUACCUGCUUUUUUUCCCCACAAAAUAGUGCCGAGAUAAGACAUGUAUUUCAGAACGUUGGCCUUUUGGAAACGUCCGACUUCUAGUAGAUACAGCUGGCGCAAUUAUUUUCUUACGCGGCAAAUGAGAUGCACAAAGCGCCAAAACAACCAUCAAUGUCAUUGUUCAUCAGCUUGAAUAUGAAACCAGGCAACUUCUGCUAAGCCAGCUUCCUCAGGCAGGCCGAACCUGCACGUUCACUGUCAGUCAACAUCAAACACAUGUUUCAAGGAUCGCAAGCCAUUUAUCGGAGUGCCUGAUAUACCCUUUAACCUUUAGCCUGCUGGCGGCAAGUGAUUUUGCCUAUGCGACCAGUGCAGACCAUGAUCAGUCUGCACAUCCGUGCAGGCUGGUUAUUGUCAGAAUGUCUAGACUGUUCGCUAUUCAGUCAGUAAAUUUUCAGUAAACAUCUCUUGGAACAAGAGCUGUCCGCAAGACAUAGUAAAUUGCAUGCAAAACUUUAACCAGAAGUUUUAAGUUCAAAAGGGGACAUAAUUUAAUAAGUUCAAAAGGGGACAUAAUUUAACCAAAAUGCAUGUCAGAGUUAUGGGACUUGAUGCAAUCAACUAGUUUUAUAACCCCGAAGACACGUGAAGUUUCAAUUUAAUAUCUGCAUUUGUUCUGCAGAUAGUAACUUGCAUGCAAAACUUUAACCAGAAUUUUUUUAAGUCCAAAAGGGGGCAUAAUUUGCCCGAAAUACAUCUCAGAGUUAUGGGACUUGACCCAGUGAGGUAAGUAAUUGAUCUAGAAAAAGAAAAAAUAAGAUUCAAAUCUAUAUGCCUUUAGGUAAUAGCUGUAUGUACUUGCAUGAAAAACUUUAACCAGGAUUUUCUAAGUCCAGAAGGGGUCAUAAUUUGGCCAAAGUGCAUGUCAGAGUUAUGGGACUAAAUGCUAUCAACUAGUUUUAUAACCCCGAAGACACAAUCAUGUCAUGUAAAGUUUCAAUCCAACAUCUGCAUUAAUUUUGGAGCUAGUAACUUGCAUGUAAAACUUUAACCAGUAUUUUUAAGUCUAAAAGGGGGCAUAAUUUGUCCAAAAUACAAGUCAGAGUUAUGGGACUUGACCCAAUGAAGUUGGUAUUUGAUCUAGAAAAUGAAAAAAUAAGUUUCAAAUCUAUAUGCCUUUUAGUAAUAGCUGUAUAUACUUGCACACAAAACUUUAACCAGGAUUUUCUGAGUCCAAAGAGGACAAUUUGGCCAAAAUCAUGUCAGAGACAUGGGACUUGCGUUAUCAACUAGUUUUAUAACCCCGAAGACACGUGAAGUUUCAAUUUAAUAUCUGCAUUAGUUUUGGAGAUAGUAACUUGCAUGUAAAACUUUAACCAGGAAUUUCUAAGUCCAAAAGGGGAUAUAAUUUGCUCAAAAUACAUGUCAGAGUUAUGGGACCGGACCCAGUGAGGUUGGUAAUUGACCUAGAAAAAGAAAAAUAAGUUUCAAAGCUAUAUGCCUUUAAAUGAUAUCAAUAUGUACUUGCAUGCAAAACUUUAACCAAGGUGUGACACUGACGCCAACACCAAUGCCAGGGUGAGUCGAAUAGCUAGACUAAAUAGUCAAGCUAAUAACAAGUGGUAUUGCCCAUAUUUAAUGAUGGACCAGUCCCUUAUAGAAAUUUAGCAGGCUAAGGGUUAAACAGGUGAAAGCACCUGUAAAGUUAUUUUUUUUUUUUUAAUGACUUAGGCAGAAAGCAUGUGAUCUGUGAACAUGAACAUGUUAAUAUUGACAUUCACAGACAGCCAUUGUGGUGAAUGGUCAUCAGCAAUAUCCAUUCAGAUAAAAAUGUAAUUUGAAUUUUGGAACAGGAUAAAGUUAAAUUAGUCUUUUUAAACUUACUGUUGUUUGCAUAUAAAACAAUGUAUUGUUUAUGUUAUUUGUGUAAAAUAUGUUAAAUUAUUGCACACAUAAAACACUUUUUGAA